AAAGAUGUAUAGAAAAACUGGUUGGUGGAAGUCAACAGUCAAGACCACAUGAUACCUUAUUUUAGAUAACAUGCUGUGAGUAUGAUUAGAUGUUCAAGGUGCAGAGAAAAGCUGAGUAUUUCGUCAGAGAUGACAAUUUCUUUCUUCAUCCUGUUGUUCAUGGUAGGCUUCAAAGUUAAUACUGGAGCAUGCCAAAAUGAGUGCUCAGAAUUACGCUGUGGAGACAUACCUAUCAAAUUCCCUUUUCGACUCAAAGACAAGCAGCCUGAUCACUGUGGCUACCCCGGAUUUGAUUUAUCCUGCAAUGGAAGCAACAAUAUGGUGCUUGAGCUGCCAAUUUCAGUGAAGUUCAUCGUCACUGAUAUCAACUACAAAUCUCAGGUAAUUCAAGUGGUUGAUCCAGAUGGUUGUGUUCCCAGGCAGCUUCAUAAACUUAAUCUGUCUGCCUCUGCCUUCCAAUUCAAAGACGAAGGGAACUACUAUACUUUAUUCAAUUGUUCACCAGCAGAUAGAAAUUUAUUGACGAAGCCACCAAUUUUUUACUAUCAAAUUCCCUGCCUUAGUGAGACUAGCCACCAAAUGUUGGCUAUAUUUUCAGAUUCUUCCAUUGACGAAGCUCCCAUUUCUUCUUGUACCAAACUGUAUAACCUUCCAAGUGUUCCAUAUGGUAUAUUAUUCGAGUCAGAGCAUGUUAGUUUGGAAUGGUUCAAACCAGCAUGUAAACAAUGUGAGAAGAAAGGUAGAAAAUGUAGACUGAAGAACAACAAUCACACUGAAUCAGAAACGGAGUGCUUCAAAGUGGACAAACAAGGUGCCUCAACAAAGCUAGUGGUUAUAGAUAGAGGUUCGUGGCCGAAUAUACAAUCUGUAGGUGUGAUCCUGGGUUCAUUUUCAUUUGUGGUUGCCCUUGUUUCUCUCCAUCGGCUGUACACUUCUGACAGACAACAAACCAUGAUUGAAGAAUUUUUGGAAAAUUACAGAGCUCUCAAGCCCACAAGGUACUCUUAUGCUGAUAUAAAGAGGAUCACCAAUACGUUUAGAGACAAGCUGGGACAGGGGACCUUUGGAACAGUGUACAAAGGAAAGCUUUCCAAUGAGAUCUUUGUUGCUGUAAAGAUCCUCAACAAUUCCAAAGGAAAUGGGGAAGAGUUUAUCAAUGAAGUGGGAACAUUGGGUCGAAUCCACUACGUCAACGUGGUUCGAUUGGUUGGCUAUUGUGCUGAUGGAUUUAGACGAGCUUUGGUUUAUGAAUUUGCACCAAACGGUUCACUGCAGAAUUUUAUAACAUCAGCAGACAGCAACAACCAUUUCCUUGGUUGGGAGAAGCUGCAAUAUAUUGCUCUCAGCGUAGCCAAAGGAAUUGAGUACCUUCACAACGGAUGUGACCAACGAAUCCUUCAUUUUGAUAUCAAACCUCACAAUGUUCUUUUGGAUGAAAACUUCAAUCCAAAAAUCUCUGAUUUUGGUCUUUCCAAGUUGUGCGCCAACGAUCAAAGUGCAGUUUCCUUAACAACUGCUAGGGGCACCAUGGGUUACAUCGCACCUGAAGUCUUCUCUAGGAACUUUGGUAACGUGUCCUACAAGUCAGAUGUGUACAGUUUUGGAAUGUUGUUACUUGAAAUGGUUGGAGGCAGGAAAAAUGUUCACGUCACAGAGGCAAACAGCAGCCAAGUUUACUUCCCCGAAUGGAUCUAUAAUCUUCUAGAUCAAGGAGAAGACAUCCGCAUCCACGUUGAGCAAGAGAUUGAUGCUAAAAUCGCAAAGAAACUCGCAAUUGUGGGGCUAUGGUGCAUCCAGUGGUACCCGGUAGAUCGUCCUUCCAUGAAAGCUGUAGUUCAAAUGUUGGAAGGAGAAGACAAUGUAAGAAUGCCUCCUAAUCCUUUCUCAUCGACUGCUUCAACAAGAGACAAUGUUACAAUGCCUGCAAAACGCCCCCGCCAAGAGUUACCUGUAAUAUUCGAAUUAGAUUGUCCACAUAUCACAAGCAAUACUCAACGUUUGGAAGCUCUCUCUCUCUCCAUGGCUGCAGGAAGAGUAGCUUCUCCAUCACAAUUAUUCAUAGCCCUCCUCUUAGUUCUUAGCUUAUGCUGUUUGAGUUGCAAUGCUAAACAGUGUGAACCUUCAUGGUGCGGCAAACAUAACAUAAGCCACCCCUUCCGACUAAAACAUGAUCCAGAGAAGUGCGGUGACUCAAGGUAUGAGCUGUCUUGUGAGAAGAACAACCUUACAGUAUUAUACUUGUAUUCUGGAAAAUACUAUGUGCAGGCAAUCAAUUAUAAUAACUACACCAUCCGAGUUGUGGAUGCCAAUCUUCACAAGGGUAACUGCUCUUCAAUUCCUCAUUAUUCCUUGUCUAGUUAUAACUUCAGUUACGAGGAUCCGUAUAGGAUUUCUCAACGUAGAGGUAAGGGGUCAUGGUGGCACAAAGAUGAUGUGAAACUGUCAAAGCCUAUAAUAUUUCUGACCUGUGAAACCCCGGUGAAUUCGCCUCUCUAUGUGGAUACUGCUCCUUGCAUUGAUGCAAUGAGUAGUUCCAAUUCUAAUGGGCAUUCAUAUGUUAGUGUUGGACGAUUAAAUGCGUCAGACUUGAGGGAGUUUUGUCACGUAGAGCUUAUGGUUAUGAUAUCGUCGCAGCUUACAAAGAACAAUUCCUACAUAGACAUCCACAAUGAGAUGAUCUAUGGCUUUGAACUUUCAUGGCUGCAGUGGGGUUGCUACAUCGACAGUGAUACCAACAAAGUUAAUUGCUUUCGUGCGCGUUAUUUUCGCUUCAUGUAUUAUCUUUACGAUUUCCGUGUCUACCUUUGGUUGCUUGGACCAGCAAUUGGAGCACUUGGAGCAAGGGCUACACUUGGGGCUCCGUGUCUGAUUGCGUUUUUAAUUUAUAAAUUCAAGAGGCGGCACUUAUCAAUGUAUGGCAAUAUUGAAGAAUUCUUACAAAGUCACAACAACCUCAUGCCAAUAAGGUACUCCUACUCAAAUAUCAGGAAAAUGACCAAAGGAUUUAAGGACAAAUUGGGUGAAGGAGGUUAUGGUUCUGUAUACAAAGGGAAGCUCCGAAGUGGCCGCCUUGUAGCAAUUAAGAUGCUGGGUAAGUCCAAAACAAAUGGGCAAGAUUUUAUCAAUGAAGUUGCUACCAUUGGAAGGAUUCAUCAUGUAAAUGUGGUGCAACUAAUUGGCUAUUGUGUUGAGGGAUCAAAGCGUGCUCUUAUAUACGAGUUCAUGUCAAAUGGAUCUCUUGAUAAACACAUAUUUCUUAAAGAAGGACCCUCAUCCUUAAAUUACAAGAAAUCAUUUGAAAUUUCGCUUGGUGUUGCUCGUGGUAUUGACUAUCUUCAUCGAGGAUGUGAGAUGCAAAUUUUUCAUUUUGAUAUCAAGCCUCACAACAUUCUUCUUAAUGAGACUUUUGUUCCAAAGGUUUCUGACUUUGGGCUUGCAAGAUUAUGUCCAUUAGAUGAGAGCAGUUUAACUUUAACUACGGCAAGAGGAACCAUCGGAUACAUAGCUCCAGAGUUGUUUUACAAAAAUAUAGGAGGAGUGUCAAACAAAGCUGACAUCUACAGUUUCGGAAUGCUGUUGAUGGAAAUAGCAGGAAAAAGAAAGAAUCUAAAUGCAGUUGCAGCUCAUUCAAGCCAAAUAUACUUUCCUUCAUGGGUUUAUGACCAAUUCAGUGAAGGAAAGGACAUAGAGAUAGAAGAUUCCACUGAGGAGGAAAUGAAAAUAACAAAGAAGAUGCUUAUAGUGGCAUUAUGGUGUAUACAAAUGAAGCCUAGCGAGCGUCCUACUUCGAUGAGCAAAGUAGUACAGAUGCUUGAAGGAGAAACUGAAGCCCUUCAAAUGCCUCCAAAGCCUUUCAUGUAUCCACAAGACAAACCAGUGGUGGAUGAUGAAGACAAUUCAGAAACAACAUGGCCAUCGUCAACACAAUCUAAUGAGGACUCUAAAGACUCAAUAAGCUUAAUUCAAAAUGCUGACAAUUAGCCUGAAUAUAUGUAUAGUAUGCCCGAGGAAAGGCUUCAUGGCCAACAUUUCAACUCUGCAGGGGCAGUAAUGGUUGUUUCGUUUUUGGUAGGACGAAUAUCCUUCUUGUAAUAUAUUUCUGUCAUGAUUUGUAAACUUGUUUUCAACAGUUUUUGGUCCUUCCUCCUUUAAAUUGAAGUGUAAGGUGCCCUAUACUCUUCCUUCAGUUUCCACUUGCUGUU
Molecule: messenger RNA, 4202 nt
Organism: Prunus persica (peach)
Lineage: Eukaryota; Viridiplantae; Streptophyta; Magnoliopsida; Rosales; Rosaceae
Exons: 7
Coding region: 82-3981 (1299 amino acids)
Biological process (GO): protein phosphorylation
Molecular function (GO): ATP binding; polysaccharide binding; protein kinase activity
Source: RefSeq, a predicted model, not a curated record